UUUGGGAGAAAGGAAAGUCCGUCGGAGGCGCGUUUCUCAUUGGAUAAAGAGCCGUUCUUCUCCUACGGUGCUGGGGAGAGCAGUUGACGGUGUUCGUGCAGCUGAGAAAGGCAAAAUGUCUAGUACACGAGUAGCUGUGGUGACUGGAUCCAACAAAGGCAUUGGUUUGGCUAUUGUGAGGGCUCUAUGCAAGCAGUUCUCUGGGGAUGUGUAUUUGACAGCUCGGGACCCUGAACGAGGCAAAGCAGCGGUGAUACAACUUCAGGAAGAAGGAUUAAAACCACUUUUCCACAAGCUGGAUAUCACUGAUCUGGAGAGUAUCCAAACUCUCCGUGAUUUUCUCAAGGAAAAAUAUGGAGGAUUGGAUGUGCUAGUCAACAACGCUGGGAUUGCUUUCAAAGUUGCAGAUACAACCCCAUUUGCUGUACAAGCAGAAGUCACACUGAGAACCAACUUUUUUGCAACCAGGAAUGCUUGCAGAGAACUGCUGCCGUUACUGAAACCGAAUGGAAGAGUAGUCAAUGUAUCUAGCAUGAAUGGUGCUUCAGCAUUGUCCAGGUGUAACCAGGACCUGCAGCAGAAAUUUCGGAGUGACAUAAUCACCGAAGAGGAGCUAGUGAAACUCAUGGAAAAAUUUGUGGAAGAUACCAAGAAGGGAGUGCAUGAGAAGGAAGGCUGGCCAAAUACUGCUUAUGGAGUAUCCAAAAUUGGAGUGACGGUUUUAUCAAGAAUUCAGGCAAGAUUGUUGAAUGAGACAAGGAAAGAUGAUGGUAUUCUCCUGAAUGCCUGCUGUCCUGGGUGGGUCAGAACAGAUAUGGCAGGUCCCAGGGCCCCAAAAACCCCAGAUGAGGGAGCUGAGACUCCAGUCUACUUAGCCCUUUUACCCACUGGUGCCACUGAGCCACAUGGCCAAUUUGUUAGUGAAAAGAAAGUUCAGAAAUGGUAACUCUACUAUUAUGCUUCUGUAUUAAGCACUGGAAAUUAUAGAUGCUAUAAAGCUCUUUGCUACAAGUAUCUGCUGUAGCAGUUAUGCCAGGCUCCUAUGCUGUGGAAGUGAAAACCAACAUACAGUGGAUUGAGAUAAAGAGCACCCUGUUGCUUAAUAAGAUCACUGAUUAAUCUUCUGCUGUGGGUGAUAAUUAGUGUUGUACCUUAAUAACAGCCUUCAGGAUUCUCACUUUUCUCUGAUUUGGGCAGCUUUACAAUAUUGGGUUCUAAAAUAAUUCACUCUUAAAGAUUUAGAAGGCACAUAUGCAUAAUCUUCUCUUUUGGUAAAGGUCAUUUUCUGUAAUGUAUUAAUUGUGUCAGCUUAAACACAAAUUUUGACUAUAUAAAAUAGUAAAUAAAGGUUAUGAUUAACUAAUUUUGGUGGCUAUGUAUGGUUUCAGUACAAAUGUCUUUUUACCCCAUUAAUCACAAACAACUACGGGCAGUGUGUAUGUUUUUUAAAGCAGAGGUAGGGAUCUCUGGCUUUCCAGUAUAGGUGAACUACAGCUCCCAACAGCAGUAGUAAGUAUGGCAAAUAGUGAGGGACAUUGGAGAAUCUGAUGCAGCAACAUUGUAAGAGCUGUUUGCCAUCCCUGCCUCAAAAGCAAGAAAAUUCAAAUGUGAAAUACAAUAAUUCACACUGUGCAGAAAGUAUAGUACGUACACCUUCUCACCCAACGUCUGUAUCAAUGUUUCUCAACCUUGUCAACUUUAAGAUGUGUGGACUUCAGUUCCCAGAAUUCCCCAGCCACUCUUGCUGGCUAGGGAAUUCUGGGAGUUGAAAUCCACACAUCUUAAAAUUGACAAGGUUGAGAAAUACUGAUCUAUAUGGAUAAACUGCAACAGUAACAGGCCAAUCUUGUAUGACUUAAACAUUUCUUCUGAAAAUAUGUGUAGAUAUGCUACUUGACAUUCAAGAAAAUUUAUAACAAUAUGCAUUUAUAUACAUAUGCAAACACAAAAUUUAAAAAGGAAAAAAAUAGACAAGUAGAUUUCCCCCUUUUUUAAAGAGCCUAUAUGAGUGCAGACAGGUAUCAAAAUGUUAGUAUCAGAAAGUUGUUUUUGUUUUAAGUAAAUAAAAAUAUUAAAAUGGCAUACAUAUUUUUGAGAAAGGUACUAGUACUUCUUCACAUCACAGUAAUAGAGGUGUGUAUACAGUCAUAUAUAGCAGCCUUUAAGUCAUGGAAGAACCAGCUGCAGCAAAAAACCGCAGCUAGGAGUUUUGACCUGCACAGGAUGCGGUGUUGAAAUUUCCUUUUUUUUUUU
This is a messenger RNA of Python bivittatus (Burmese python), 2253 nucleotides long. RefSeq names its product carbonyl reductase [NADPH] 1. The record is from RefSeq and is a predicted model, not a curated record. Lineage: Eukaryota; Metazoa; Chordata; Lepidosauria; Squamata; Pythonidae. Gene Ontology annotation, molecular function: carbonyl reductase (NADPH) activity.